Exophiala spinifera is the source of this 801-nucleotide messenger RNA. RefSeq lists its product as uncharacterized. NCBI's taxonomy places the organism in Eukaryota, Fungi, Ascomycota, Eurotiomycetes, Chaetothyriales, Herpotrichiellaceae. Bases 1 to 801 code for a protein of 266 amino acids. The transcript is spliced from 3 exons. The record is from RefSeq and is a predicted model, not a curated record.
AUGGGACGACUUGACGGCAAGAUAGCCAUAGUGACCGGCUCGUCUAGCGGAAUAGGCCGUGCUAUUUCGCUAGAGUUUGCUCGAAAUGGCGCCAGAGUGAUUUGUGCAGAUAUUGCCGAGAAAGCCCGGGCAGAGAUUGCCUCCGAGCUGACCAUUACGACGCACGAUCUGAUCACCAAAGAAGGUGGCCUUACUGAGUUCUUUAAGGUCGAUGUCACCAAGGGCGAAGAACAAGAGAGGUUGGUGAAAUAUGCUGUCGACAAGUUCGACAGACUAGAUAUAAUGGUCAAUAACGCCGGGAUUGCGAGUGAAGCCAAAGAUCCCCAACCAAUCUGGAGCUUCGACCAAACCACCUUUAAGAUGGACUUGAAUAUCAAUGUGAUGGGAGUAUUUCUUGGAUGCAAGUAUGCUUCUGCCCAGAUGAUCAAACAAGACCCUCUCCCGUGCGGCGACAGAGGCUGGAUAUUGAAUACUGCAAGUAUUUUCGGCCUAGUCGGGUCACCCGGUGUCGCUGGCUAUGUUGCAUCUAAGCAUGCUGUGAUCGGAUUGACCAAAGUAUCGGCCUGGGACUGUGCGCCGCACCGAAUCCAUGUGAACGCUCUGUGUCCUGGAUACACAGAUACAGCCUUCAUAGCUGGGCUUGAGAGACAAAAGAAGGCUCAAGUUGAAGCUCUCCACCCUUUUCGAGGACUGGGAAGACCAGAAGACAUUGCCAAAGCUGCCUUGUUCUUGGUCUCAGAAGAUAGUAGUUGGGUGACGGGUAUAGGCCUGCCUAUAGAUGGAGGCUAUACAGCUUUUUAG